CUGCCUGGCAGUGCCAGUGGUGGCAGCAACCGCAGUAGUGGCAGUUGCAGCAACCACACACUUGGCUGCUGUUUCCACAACAGCAGCCCACACAGCCACGGUGUCUGCAGUGGCAGUGGAGUUACCUGUGCCAGCAGCAGUAGUGUUGGCAGCUAUAAUUGCCUUCCUGGUGUCUGCUGUGUCCUUGGUGAGAGCAGGGUUACCUCAUGGGGGUGGCAGUGGCACCAGUGGCUUCACCUGCCUCUGUCACAUCUAUGGUUUCCACAGGAACAGCGUGGUUAGCUCAUGGGGGCAGCAGUGGCACCAGCAGCUGCAACUGCCUCCCUCACACCUGUGGUUUCCUUGGAGGUUUCCUUGGUGGCAACAGGGUUACUUCAUAGCAGUGGCAGCAGCAUCAGCAGCUGCAGAUGUCUCCCUCGCACCUGCAGUGUCCUUGGUGGCAGUGGGGUUAACUUGCAGUGGUGGCUGUAGUUGCAGCUGCCUCCCUCAUGCCUGUGGAGUCUGUACCUGUAGUGACGGGCCACCCGCAGUACUGCUGCUUUGCAGGGAGCUGCUCUGUGAUGGGCAGUGGUUCUGGGACCAGGCAGUGGCUCCAGUAACUGUAGUUGCAGGGCAUGUUCCAUCUGGGCUUGAAGGCAUGAAAGAACAAGAUCUUUGCAACAAGAUAAUGGCUAAAAUCCUAGAAAAUUAUAAUACGCUGUUUGAAGUAGAGUGUACAGAAAAUGAUAAUCAAAGAUGUGAAAACCUGGCUAGGCUUAUCAUAGUAAAAGAGGCCAGUUGUAAAAACUCCCUACCCAUCCUUUUAACAAAAGGCUUAGAAAGAGACAUGCUGAAACCAUCUCCAAAAGCCAAGAUACCAAAGUCCAGGAGUGAGGGAUCCAUUCAGGUCCACAGAGUGCCACAACCAGAGCUAUCUGAUGACAUUCCUCAGGUCAGCCUGCGGCUAAGUCGUAGAAAGCCCUGCUUGGAAGACAUGAAUUCAGCAGAGGACACUCGUGGUGCCAAGUUGAUAUCUAGUUCACAGGAAGAUGAAAGACCUAUGUCACCUUUCUAUUUGAGUGCUCACGUAUCCCGAGUCAGCAAUGUUUCAACAACAACUGGAGAACUCUUAGAAAGAACUAUCCGGUCAGCUGUAGAACAGCAUCUUUUUGAUGUUAAUAGCUCAGGAGGUCAAAGUUCAGAAGACUCUGAAUCUGGAACAUCAUCGGCACCUUCUGCCACAUCCACCAGACAGCAACGAUGCCUGUCCAAGGAGCAGCAUGAAGUUCGACGUGGUAGAGACAAGGGACUUAUCAACAAAGAAAAUAUUCCUUCUGGGUUCAACAGCCUCAAUGAUUGUAUUUUGAAUACUCAGGAAAUGGAAAAAUUACACGAAAAUACUUCUGAUUAUACUGGAGAAAGGAGCAAACUUAAACGUCAAAAAUCCAGUACUAAACUUUCUGAGCUCACUGGAAAUCAAGAUGGUCUUGUGAAUAUGGAAGGUCUCAAUUCCACACAAUCUCAUGAGAGGACUGGACCUGAUGAUGUUGAACUGAUGUCCAGUGAAAGAAGGGGUAGGAUCAAGUCAGGGGCCUCACAACAGCAUUAUCAAAGCCCCACGAUGAAGAUUCAGGAGCAUCCCAGCAUAUCUGACACCAAACAGCAGAGGAAUCAAGAUGCCAAUGACCAGCAGGAGAGCUUUGUCUCCGAAGUGCCCCAGCUGGAUCUGACUGCAUUGUGUGAUGAGAAGAGCUGGGAAGAGCCCAUCCCUACUUUCUCCUCCUGGCAGCGGGAGAACGUGGACUCUGACGAAGCCCGCCUCUCCCCGCAGGCCGGGCGCCUGAUUCGUCAGCUUCUGGAUGAGGACAGUGACCCCAUGCUCUCUCCUCGGUUCUACACUUACGGGCAAGGUCGGCAGUACCUGGAUGACACAGAAGUCCCCCCCUCGCCCCCAAAUUCCCAUUCUUUCAUGAGGAGGCGAAGUUCCUCUCUGGGGUCCUACGAUGAUGAGCAAGAGGACCUGACACCUGCUCAGCUCACACGGAGGAUUCAGAGCCUCAAAAAGAAGAUCCGAAAGUUUGAGGACAGAUUUGAAGAAGAGAGGAAGUACAGACCAUCUCACAGCGACAAAGCAGCCAAUCCAGAGGUUCUGAAAUGGACAAAUGACCUUGCCAAGUUCCGAAAGCAACUUAAAGAGUCAAAACUAAAGUUAUCAGAAGAAGACCUAGCCCCCCGGAUGCGGCAGCGAAGCAACACACUCCCCAAGAGUUUUGGUUCCCAACUUGAGAAAGAAGAUGAUAAGAAGCAAGAGCUGGGAGAUAAAGCCCUAAAGCCUGGCGUGGAAGCCACGCUGGAGUCUAUCCAGAGGAGGCUCCAGGAGAAGCGUGCAGAAACCAGCCGUCCCGAGGACAUUAAGGAUAUGACCAAAGACCAAAUUGCUAAUGAGAAAGUGGCUCUGCAGAAAGCUCUGUUAUAUUAUGAAAGCAUUCAUGGACGGCCGGUAACAAAGAAUGAACGUCAGGUUAUGAAGCCACUGUAUGACAGGUACCGGCUGGUCAAACAGAUCCUGUCCCGAGUCAACACCAUACCCAUCAUUGGAUCCCCCUCCAGCAAGCGGAGAAGCCCUUUGCUGCAGCCCAUUAUCGAGGGUGAAACUGCUUCCUUCUUCAAGGAGAUCAAGGUGAAGACCUCCAGCUGCUAGCCAAUGGCUAGAUCUGCCUCGCUUUCCUCCCCCAGGCCCCUGUGAAUGGAAAGAGGUUGUGACUGGGCCCUUUGGUGACGGCUUCUUGUAGCAUUCCCUAAAAAAUCAGU
Molecule: messenger RNA, 2790 nt
Organism: Galeopterus variegatus (Sunda flying lemur)
Lineage: Eukaryota; Metazoa; Chordata; Mammalia; Dermoptera; Cynocephalidae
Product: protein FAM13A-like
Exons: 19
Source: RefSeq, a predicted model, not a curated record